AUGAAGUUGGCCUUCCUCUCGAAAAAAACUUUCUUUCAGAGAUUCCAGAGUAACCAGAUGGUUUGCUAUCGGUUCACAGAUUUCCCCAUCAGGAUGGACGACACUUCGUUCAAUGUCAUGGCGAGGUACACGGUGGGAUUACUGCAUGUGCCAGGAUUCAACACGAUAUGCAUCCGCGUGAAUUGGACGGGCUUACCGAACCGUAUGUGUGCCGUGAUCUCGUUUGGGAGCACAGAAAAUGAAAUACGAAAAGCUGUUGAGGAAUGUGCUCAUAAUCUCGAACGAUAUGACCACCUGGCUGUCAUGAUUGGCACAUAG
Cooperia oncophora is the source of this 318-nucleotide messenger RNA. Lineage: Eukaryota; Metazoa; Nematoda; Chromadorea; Rhabditida; Trichostrongylidae. The record is from the annotation of a GenBank genome assembly.